UAACACAAUUAAUGAAAAUAAUGUUCUGUUGCAAAAAGAUUAGAGAAUGUCAAUCAAAAGACUAGUUUGUUCAGUUUUCUCUAUUGGCUGCACCUGCUAGUUAAUUGGUUGUCUUGUGGAAGUAGGGCCAGGGUAAAUUUUGCUAGGCUGCAAUGUGUAGUGCAAGUGUUGCCUUACAGGAAGUAAAAUAAACAGAACAGUGUUGAGAAAUCUCCAACAGGCAUGGGGCUGAGUUAUAUGCUUCUGCUCUUCUCUGGCUUGUGCCUGUGCUCAAUUGUCAGUUGCCACAGGUUUGUGCCUGGCGCGCCAUAUAAUAUCAGCACGAAUGACAAGGGGGUCCUAAAGGCAGUGCUUCAUGGGACCUAUUCAUUUAACAAUCAGACCAAUGAUGCUUUCCUCUUCAAGCCAUUUGCAAUUGAGAAAGCAGAAAGACAGAUUGUAAGGGGACUCAAAUACAUUAUGGAAGUAGACCUCUCACGGACUGUGUGCCGCAAAAACAGACACAGCGACACAGACCUGGCCAACUGCAAGUUCCAACCAGAUGGUUUGUUACAGCAGACCUUCCACUGUGACUUUGAGGUUUGGACUAUGCCUUGGCUCCACUUCAUGAAGACUACCUAUUUUUCUUGCAGUCCAUCUGACCGACCUUCAACUUCUCCAUGAAACCCAAUCCUUCAUGAUUUCAAUGUUCUGAGGAAGUUCCUUAGCCACUUCCCUCUAAACAUGAUCAUAACUGAGCAUUUUCAUUUUUCUAAAUAAAAUUUAGCCUUAACGUAUGGUAUAACAAUGGCAAUUACCAUGUGUCUUGAGUACCAAUAUGUAUUUUAGGGUAACUUACACAGCUACAACAACCUAAAGCCACCUAACCUUGUAAUCCUCAAAUAAAAUGGUAGACUGCUUUGUCCCUUGCAAA
Molecule: messenger RNA, 913 nt
Organism: Coregonus clupeaformis (lake whitefish)
Lineage: Eukaryota; Metazoa; Chordata; Actinopteri; Salmoniformes; Salmonidae
Product: cystatin-F
Exons: 4
Coding region: 223-663 (146 amino acids)
Biological process (GO): immune response; negative regulation of microglial cell activation; positive regulation of myelination
Cellular component (GO): lysosome; endoplasmic reticulum; Golgi apparatus
Molecular function (GO): cysteine-type endopeptidase inhibitor activity
Source: RefSeq, a predicted model, not a curated record